AUGCAAAGCGAGGCAACUCUUUGGUCGAAUCUUCCGCCAAAUAUUGGACUUUUUCCAUUUCUCGACUAUAUGACAGGAAAAACGACGACAACUGUUGACCCACUGAACACCACAACGAAACCCCCGAAUCUCUUCAACAAAGCAAAUUGGCAAACGGACAAUGCUGGGAAUAUUUUCAUUGGAACUGACGACAACAAACUUUUCCUCAUCACAACCGGAUCCAUUUGGCCUUUCCCCGUUGAAUAUCCGAUGAGA
Mesorhabditis belari is the source of this 255-nucleotide messenger RNA. The record is from the annotation of a GenBank genome assembly. Lineage: Eukaryota; Metazoa; Nematoda; Chromadorea; Rhabditida; Rhabditidae.